AUGGCCGACACACAGUAUAAUACAUCAUGGUUCGACCAAGCUCGAUUCAUACCCGCCGACGCGAUAUUUGCUUUAACAGCUCAAUACCAGGCGGAUCCAUUUCCUCAAAAAGUCAACUUGGGACAAGGAACCUAUCGUGAUGAGAAUGGUAAACCAUGGGUUCUCCCGUCAGUGCGUAAGGCACGCGAGGCUCUCCUAGAACAAGGAUUACAACAUGAAUAUCUUCCUAUUCUGGGACUGAAACAGUUUAGAGAUCAGACGGCACAGCUUGUAUUGGGUCCUGAGCUUUACAAAGAGCAAGCGAGUAAAAUUGCAACCUGCCAGAGUCUAUCAGGCACUGGCGCAUUGCACCUGGCUGGACUAUUGUUGAAAGCCUGUCAUACUGAGCUACCCAAGGUUUACAUCCCUGAGCCUACAUGGUCGAACCAUUAUCAGGUAUUCCAGUCGUUAGGCUUUUCGUGUGAGCCUUUCAAGUACUAUGAUCCUGAAUCCAAGAGCUUGGACAUCGAUUCAUAUUAUUCCAUGUUGUGUACAGCGGCGCCGAACUCGGUGGUGAUUCUACAUGCGUGCGCGCAUAACCCGACGGGAUUUGAUCCCACGAAAGAACAAUGGCGAGAGAUUGCACAGAUCAUGAAAACGCGACAAUUGUUCCCAAUUUUUGAUUCUGCGUAUCUAGGAUUCAAUUCGGGAAAUUUGGAUGAAGAUGCAUUUGCCAUUCGAUUGUUUAUGGGCGAGUUUAAUAUGGAAGCUGGAGUUUGUGUGUCGUUCGCAAAGAAUAUGGGACUCUAUGCCACGGAUGAUGAGCAGGUUACCGUGAGAACACAAUCCAUGCUCGAAAUGCUUCAACGGUCGGAAGUUUCGAAUCCACCAGGUUUCGGGGCGAAAAUUGCCAGUGAGGUUCUGGGGAAUGAUGCCUUGAGAAUACAAUGGUACCAGGACAUGGUAACCAUGAGUGAUCGUAUUCGCUCCAUGAGAGAAAUAUUGUACAAGGGCUUGGUUUCUUUCGGUGAGUCGCGUCGCACCUAG
Messenger RNA from Penicillium angulare, 1026 nucleotides. RefSeq names its product Aspartate. Lineage: Eukaryota; Fungi; Ascomycota; Eurotiomycetes; Eurotiales; Aspergillaceae. The transcript has 3 exons. Gene Ontology annotation, cellular component: cytosol. Gene Ontology annotation, biological process: L-aspartate biosynthetic process. The record is from RefSeq and is a predicted model, not a curated record. Gene Ontology annotation, molecular function: pyridoxal phosphate binding; L-aspartate:2-oxoglutarate transaminase activity. Bases 1 to 1026 code for a protein of 341 amino acids.